Molecule: messenger RNA, 1941 nt
Organism: Neoarthrinium moseri
Lineage: Eukaryota; Fungi; Ascomycota; Sordariomycetes; Amphisphaeriales; Apiosporaceae
Exons: 1
Coding region: 1-1941 (646 amino acids)
Source: RefSeq, a predicted model, not a curated record
AUGUCCUCGUCUGGGGAGACAGGCUCAGUCCCUUCGCAGAGUGCAACUGCUCUAGAUGAAGCCAUUGGUCAGGCCCCCAUGGACCAACUGAUGAGUGAACCAGCAAUGGACAACAACGAAGUCCCACAACCGCCUGUCACAUCACAGACUGAUAGAGAAAACGCAUCCACGGAUCCUGAGUUCGAAAGCUUAAAGGAUUCUACUGCAGUGAACGUGCCUCAGAUAACAACCGACGAGCUGCAAGAGGACCACCAGAGUGCAGGCUACGAUAGACUCCGUGAAACAACAGAGAAUGCUCAGAGUGAUAAUAUCAGCGAAGACAAAUCUGCGGAUAAUUUAUCAUCGGAGAUUAACGCAGCGACUACGACUUCCGACGCUCACCUUGAAGAUAGUGGGACUACUCAGCCAGAUUCCACAGUACAAGAAACAAUGAGCAGCACGCAACAUGAUGCAGAAGAACGCGAUGCAGAAGAACGCGAUGCAGAAGAACGCGAUACAGAAAAAAAUGACGCAGAAGAACAUGUCCGGAGCAGCAGUGAUUCACAACACAGAGGUGAUGAGCCUACUCUAGAAGCGGAUCUAGCACGGGAUGAUUCAUUGCCUAUCGAGAAUAACGAAACGGAUCUAUCCAAACCUUCACCUAUCCAACAAGAAGGCUCAGGUCAACAGGUUAACGAUCAAGAAAUGAUACCACCAGAAAGCAUCGAAGAGACCCAAGCCCCCGAAGUACCCGAGCCAGCCAACGAAAAGCACCAAGAUGACCCUAACGGUCCACUGUUCGAGUCAGAGUCCAAUGCAGGUAACGAGGAAGGUACAAAGGAAGAAGCCACAAGUGAAGAAGCCACAAAUGAUGAAGCGAUUAAUGAAGAAGCUGCACAAGACCAUGGCGACCCUUCCAUCAAAAUGAAUGACGAUAGUGAUAUUUUUGGUUCUCAGAAAGGCGACGACAACAAAGUUCAGAUUGAAUCUCCUGUAUCAGGUGGCGCAACGGAUGACAUAGAACCUCCAAAGUCGCCCCAGCUUUCAGUCAAAACGAUUCAAACUGAGACUGAAGACGCGGUGGACUCUGGUGCUUCAGAAUACCAGUUUCUGACACAUCAGGACGAAACAGGGACAGAAGGAGCCCAGACACCCAAGAGCGCAGAAAAAGAUAAGAGCUUUACAGAUACAUACCAGCCAGACGAGCCUUCAGAGACCGAGAGGCUGGCAUCAUUUAAUGUGGAUAAAACACCUGAAAAGAACGUGGAAGAGGAUUAUGAGGACCAGGAUGCGUUAGUUCAAAUGAUACUUGAACCUUCUACCAGUACUCCACAGAGUACCAACGGGGAUGACAAUCUUGAAGAGGAGAGACAUUCAGUGGCUGGCGAGACCACCGCCACUCUGCCCGCUCAGCAAAAAAGUAAAAAGGGAAGGACGCCAUUACCAACUGCCACGGUAGCUGAAGCAGUGUCGAAGAGGGCUUCAUCCAUAAGAGUCAAGAUGGUAGAGAAUAACAAGAGAAAAUGGGAGGAUUCUGAUUGGGAAACUGAGCAGGAGGUAUUCAUCAAGAAAAGUAGGAUCGCACCAUCGGUCCGCGGCCCGGAUGGGAAAUACCCGCCCCCCGUUCUUAACGCGGGAGUUGUUCAAGAAAAGAGAAAGAGGGCUCUCCAUGACGAUGAUUUGGACAUCGGAACAAGCGUCAAGAGUAGGGUAAGGAAGACGGAUGCGAAACAGACCAAGUCCAAGAAGGCUAUGUCCAAGCAGGUCAAACCGAAGAAGGAGACCAGGAAGAAAACACCUGCGAAGAAGGGUCCUAAAGCCAAAGGGAAGAAGGACACCGCCAAAGCAUCCAGGGCAGCAAAGGCAGGGUCCACGGCAUUCAAAAGCGACGAGUUUGUCGGAGAUACCUCGUCGGACGAUGAACCGUUGGCCCAUUCGCGAUCUGACAAGGCAAGCAGCUAA